Messenger RNA from Nicotiana attenuata, 729 nucleotides. RefSeq lists its product as uncharacterized. The transcript is spliced from 2 exons. The record is from RefSeq and is a predicted model, not a curated record. The annotation marks the transcript as partial. Lineage: Eukaryota; Viridiplantae; Streptophyta; Magnoliopsida; Solanales; Solanaceae.
AUGCUUAUGCACGGUCAUGAUCUUUAUGGUGAUCUAGAUGAGUCUGCUCCUGCUCCAUCUCGCACUAUCACAACUGGCACAGUCCUUAGUGCCAAUCAUGUAUUUGCUUUUUUGGUUUCGUCAAGACCAACUCAUUCAAAAUACACUUAUGCCAUAUGUUGGUCCAACAAUUGCUACUACUGUUGCAGCUGCCAACAGCAAAAAAAGCCUGGGAUGCAUUGCACGCUACAUAUGUUAACAAGUCUCGAACAAGAAUUUUCAGUCUUCGCGAUCAACUUGCGCGUAGACUCCCAACCAAUCACUGAAUAUGUUCAACAUAUUCGAUCCAUGGCUGACAAACUCUCUACUGUUGGUGCCCCUAUCACAAACUCUAAAAUCAUUGUUAAGAUCCUGAGUGGUCUAGGACCAGAGCUUCGUGAGAUUUCUGCUGCAAUUCGUGCUCGUGACUCCACUAUUACGUAUGAAGAACUCUACGAGAAGCUUCUUGAUCGUGAGGGGCGAUCUUCGAACACCACCAACUCUUAUGAUGGUGUUCGCUGCCUGUUGUGCAACAAACUAGGUCAUGUUACCAGUAUAUGCAGAUCCAGAUCUCACAAUCAUUUUGAGGCCAAGGCCAACUAUGUUUCGGGAAUGCACGCAUCAGCAAAUCCUUGGAGUCCCGACUCUAGAGCAUCUCACCACAUAACUGAUAAUCCUCACAACUUGCAGGAAUACAAUGGAAUGGAUCAG